Messenger RNA from Dicentrarchus labrax (European seabass), 4119 nucleotides. Its product is annotated as E3 ubiquitin-protein ligase DTX4. Gene Ontology annotation, cellular component: nucleoplasm. Gene Ontology annotation, molecular function: zinc ion binding; ubiquitin protein ligase activity. The transcript has 12 exons. The record is from RefSeq and is a predicted model, not a curated record. The coding region runs from base 576 to 2849 and encodes 757 amino acids. Lineage: Eukaryota; Metazoa; Chordata; Actinopteri; Moronidae. Gene Ontology annotation, biological process: protein ubiquitination; Notch signaling pathway.
UGGUGUGGAUGUGCAGUGUUGUGUUGCCAGGAUCCAGACCGGUUGAACCUGUUCUGAUAGGAGAGCCGGGCUGCUACUGAGGUUGCGCCGUCGGGAGCCACUACUUUCUCAACAUUUCGGUGUGCUACGCCCCAAACUACGGGAGAAAAACACACACUUAGCUGUUGCUACCUACUCCCUGCCGAGGCUGCUGCUGUCGGGAUUCGUACGCGGACAUUCCUGAGCUCACACGGUCCGAGAAACAACAACCGAAGCGUUAUUUUACACCGCAUUUUCCCCGUACCGAGGGGUCUCUCCGACCGAGGCAAGAAUACCACAAAACGUUAAAAGGCCGCCGCUGGAGAGAAACCCCUCGCCGGAGAAGCUAUCUGUGUGUCUGGAGCGAGGAGCUAGCGACUAUAAAGCACAGUCAGGCCGGUUCGCUGUCUGCUCCGUUUGCGGCUGUUUUCACGUCGUAUUACGGUGGUACAACAAAGGCAGUCGAGCGAGGACCGUGAUUUCCUUCUCCGCCGGGCCAUGCGAGGAUCUUCGUAGGAGAAUGUGUCUUCUCCCGGCGUUAGCUCAGCCGCGGCUCCAUGGCCAACAGUAACAACAUGCUCCUGGCCUCUGCCGUGGUGGUGUGGGAAUGGCUCAACGAACACGGCCGGUGGCGGCCCUACGGCCCCGCCGUCUCCCACCAGAUAGAGGCGGCCAUCAGGAGCAGCGACCCCCGCGGAGGGAGCGUGGUGCUCGGCCAGGUGGACAGCCGGCUCUCGCCGUACAUCAUAGAUCUCCAGUCCAUGCACCAGUUCAGACAGGACACAGGAACCAUCCGUCCAGUGCGGAGGAGUUUCUAUGACCCAGCCUCGGCUCCGGGUCAGGGUUGGCAGUGGGAGUGGGAAAACGACACGGGUACGUGGACGCCCUACGACAUGGAGGUGGCCAUUGCCAUCGAGAACGCCCACAACCGCCAGCAGCCCUGCCUCGACCUGACACCACUCGGCUUUUGCUACCUCAUUGAUUACCAGAACAUGACACAGGUGAACAGACAGAGCCAGAGGUGUCGGAGGAUCCAGAGACGCGCUGACAUGGCCUACCCUUUGGUGUCUGGUCCUCUCCCGGUACCCAAAGGAGGAGGUGUAGGAGCAGGUGGAGGCUUAACAGGAGCCCUGCUGGGUGUUGGGGUGUCGGGGACCAGCUUGGGGAUCGGAAGCUCUGUCUACCCCAAUGGGGGCUUACCAGCGACUGGACUGGGCCAGCCUUGUUCCUGCCAACAGUGCAUGCUGGUCCUUAGUGUGAAGACCAACACAGUAGGAGCAGGGGGAGGAGGAGCAGGGAUACAGACUCUAGGUAGACGCUCACUAACGAUGCAGCGGCCCAAGAACUCAGUACUUGCCGUCUCCAAACCUCUGAGUCCAUCAAAGUCAGCCACUCUGGGACGAGGACAGCAGCAGAACUCCAACUCUAACUCCAACUACUAUCAGACGCUGCCACACGGCCUCGCCAUCUCCAGAAACAUUGCCUCCCCGCGAAGGAACGCUCAGCUCUUCGCUCAGUCUCUGGCCGCCCUCACCGCUGGCACCUCCUCCAUGGGCAUCUCAUCUUUCAACAGGCCGCCUCCGCCGUCCCUCCCACCGCCUCAGCCUCCAUCAUCCAACCCGAAUCUGAAUCCCCCGUCCGUCCCUGCCAAACACUCCUCCUCAUCGUCAGCCAGCGAAUCAGUGCCAACCGCCACGCUAAUUUCCCCUGCCAACAGCGUGACCACGCCCCCCUCUCCUGUGCCCUCUCCGUCGCCAGUGGUGAUGAAGCCACAGCGCACACCGUCGUCCGCUGCAACCAUGUGCCAUGCCCCGUUGCCACAGAGAUCAAGCUUAGCUGGGCUGAGCAGACCAGCGCUGCAGAGGAUUGCAAUGGCCCAGUCCAGAGCGCUCAUAGCAUCAGGUGUGCCCACCGUCCCAGUGAAGAACCUCAAUGGAUCCAGUCCUGUUCACCCUGCACUGGCCGGGAUCACGGGUAUCCUGAUGAGUGCUGCCGCUCUGCCCGUGUGUCUGACCAGGCCUCCUAAACUCGUGCUGCACCCUCCACCUGUCAGCAAGAGUGACAUCAAACCGGUGCCAGGCUUUGGCCACUGCUGCAGAAAAACCACAAAGAAACAGGCCCGCAAGGGUAAAACUCCAGAGGAGGUGGUAAAGAAGUACCUGCAGAAAGUAAAAAGCCCACCAGAGGAGGACUGUACCAUCUGUAUGGAGCCGUUGGGGGGUCCGUCAGGAUACAAGGGUCCAGGGGUGGGGCCCGUGUCUCGGGCGGAGUCAGUCGGGCGACUAGCACAGUGUGGGCACCAGUACCAUUUCCAGUGUCUGGUGGCGAUGUAUAAUAACGGCAACAAGGACGGCAGUCUUCAGUGCCCCACCUGUAAAGCCAUCUACGGCGUCAAGACAGGCAACCAACCGGCAGGGAAGAUGGAGUACCACGUCAUCCCUCACUCUCUACCAGGGCAUCCUGACUGCAAAACCGUACGCAUCAUCUACAACAUACCACCAGGCAUUCAGGGACCAGAGCAUCCGAACCCAGGAAAGCCCUUCACUGCCAGAGGCUUUCCCCGACACUGCUACCUCCCAGACAGCGAGAAAGGACGCAAGGUACUGAGACUGCUCCUGGUGGCGUGGGACCGCAGGUUGAUCUUCUCAGUUGGUACUUCGAGCACUACAGGAGAGUCUGACACCGUCAUCUGGAACGAGGUCCACCACAAGACCGAGUUUGGCUCCAACCUGACGGGACACGGCUUCCCCGACCCCGGACACCUCGACAACGUCCUGGAAGAGCUCCGGGCUCAGGGCAUCACAGAGGACGACGGACUGAUGGAAAAGUGAAAGGACAGCGACCUUGGUGGGCAGCGUAGAAAACAGGAGACAUCCGUGUGAGAUGAGUGAAGGGUGACAGGGAGGACGAGGAGUAGAGGAAGGGACUGACCAUGAAAAUAAAAAGUGGGAGGAGGUCCUAGACUGAGACACACUCUCUCUGCCAGCACUUAAAUGGGGUGCAGGGGGACGUUUCGGGUUGUAGGAGACACAGAUUUUGUUUUGCCGAGGUAACCACUUUUCAAGAUGUUGAUCGAGUCACUGCGGGGUCCGCCUGUCAACGCGAGUCCGUCCAAACUUCACAGUUUUAGAGCAAGCACAUCAGCAGAAGUAGGAGGGAGUCUGAGGAAGCUGCAGCACAGAAAGAAAGGCAACGCAGGGGAGGAGGAGGAGGAGGAGGCUAAGACACCAGCAGCGAGAACGGUGGCACUCAAGGUUUUAACUACUGAACAGCUAGGUACUAAAUGUAAGUGAGAAUGAAUCGGUACUAAUACAUAGGUCAAAACAAGUUUACUUUACUGAGAGAACGAGUAGCCAGGUAAAGACGGUACGAUUUUAGAGCAGUUCAUUGAAAACUGGGAGAGAAAGGACAAAGAGAGAAAGAAGUUGGAGAGGUGGGGGGAGGGGACAGGAGAAGGAGAGCAGGAAUGAUGUAGCAGAAAGAGAGAAAGAUGGUGAAUGUAGCCUAGGGUAGGAGUAUAGUAAAACUAACUUGUAUGGUACUUAACAGGUACUUUAGCUAUCACUAAAAACACGAGGAAACCAAGAGUGACGAGGGGAAAGAGAGAGACAGAUGGAUUGUGUGCUUGCUUUAUUCAAACCACCUGCUUGUCUGUGGUUGAAGUUUAGUGCUGUUGCUCCCUCUUGUGGUGAUACCGAUGAACUACACCUCAACCUGCAAGCUCCUGGAACAAAUCCAAACGUUACUAUCAGUUAUCUACCUUUUUUUAUCGUCGUUACUAUAAUCCUCAUUUAACGUCAUUCCAUACUUUACCUCUUACUUUUGACUCGAUGGGUUUUUAUAUGACCUAGGCUCUGUAUGUUUGAUUGUGUGUGAAAUGACAAAAGACCAAACUAAGGCCUAACCAUUUGGGCCUAUUUGGAGUCUUACUAUUGAGCCACUGUGGUACAAGUUAACCUUAGAUACACAGGUACCAGUAUUUACUUACAUAUCUUUAUUUUAUGUUUAUUUUUUGUCCCUUUUUGACGGUUCAUAUGGUCUCAGUGGAUGUGAACGCUGUUGUAUCCUGUCACGAUUUGAAUAAAAACCUGAUGAAGAUGA